AAUGAGUUUAAAGUCACUAACCUAUACUUAAAAUAUUUAUGAGAUAAUUAAAAGCAGAUAUAAUGUAGAAUGUUAAAACUUGUCAAAAUAAAUCUAAAUAACUUUCUUUCGUGCGAAAACGCGAGUUUAGGCUUGACUUCAAUAAAUACAUAGUACUCGGCUGUGAAUGUACUCAGUUUCAAAAGACUACGCUAUGGGUUUCAAACUAAAGUUAAUUUUCCAACUAGUGAUAUAUCUUUCAUGGCACCACAUACCUUGCACAGGCAUUGGCGAGAGAAUUGUGGGUGGCACCUCGGUUACAGAGAAGAAGUACACCUAUUUUGUGCGUGUGUAUUACCAAGACUCAUUCGUGUGUGGUGGAUCGUUGGUGCGGAAUAAUGCGGUGGUCACAGCAGCUCACUGUGUCAGCGACGCCAACGUAAACGGAUUGCGUGUACAUGCGGACACUAUUAACUUAAGAGAUGAAGGAAUUGCGAGAAAAGUUAAAAAAGUGGUGAUCCCGAAUUUAUACAAUGAACGUACCUCGAACUACGAUGUUGCUGUGUUAAUACUCGCCUCUGCCGUACCAAAUUCUAGUUUCACAGCAAUUCAAUUGCAAAAGACUGCAGUGACUGUUGGUACGAAAUGUGUGGUUAUCGGUCAUGGGAGCACAAAGGAAAGUGAAUUUAAUCCGAUACAAUUACAAGAAGUUUGGAUACCGGUGUUGAGUCGUACCGCUUGCCAACUAAGAUACGCAGGUGUUGCAUAUAUUACGCGGUAUAUGCUCUGUGCUUGGGAGUUGGGAAAAGAUUCAUGUGCAGGUGAUUCCGGUGGACCAAUGGUAUGUAAUGGACGGCUAGCUGGUGUUGUAUCAUGGGGUGUGAAAUGUGCGGAUUCCAGAUUUCCAGGCGUUUAUACCGAUAUCAGCAGGGUUUAUACUUUUAUCGAAAGAACGCUUGAGCGGUUUAAGUGAAUUUUAGUAGUUUUCUAAGUAUCGAAUUAACGACUAUUUGGAGUGAAUCACUAAUACGAGUUACUUCAUCUAUGAAAAAUGCAUAUAUCAUAACACAAAUGUAAAAUAAAAGAAAACAGGCAUACCACUUUGCAAUAGUAGUACAUUUUAUCUGACAGGUUUGUCGUAAUAAUUUGUCGAAAUUAUUUUAACUGCAAAAGCAAUAAUUUUUUUCGAAAACAUGCGUUCAGCCGCUUCAGGUGUUGAAAAACGUUGACUUAUACUUUGCGGGAAUAAAAAUAUUUUUUACGGGAAUUAAAUAAGUCAUUUCGAGUCCGAAGUCAAGAUUAGACGCCGGAUGACUCAUUACUUGAUAUUUUGAGUACA
This is a messenger RNA of Bactrocera dorsalis (oriental fruit fly), 1318 nucleotides long. Its product is annotated as trypsin alpha-3. Bases 167 to 952 code for a protein of 261 amino acids. Gene Ontology annotation, biological process: proteolysis. The record is from RefSeq and is a predicted model, not a curated record. Lineage: Eukaryota; Metazoa; Arthropoda; Insecta; Diptera; Tephritidae. The transcript has a single exon. Gene Ontology annotation, molecular function: serine-type endopeptidase activity.